CUUAUUGUGCUGAUGUGUGUUGAGCGUUGUUUGUGUUUGUUCUUGGUUUGUAGCUGCUUUGAACAGUGUGUAUACUUCAUAAUAAUCUGCAUGGGGUAAUUUGUUAUUAAAGUUUUUGCGUUUAUUACAUUGGUGCGCAAGCACAAUACUUAAAAUGGCUGCAAAAUUGAAUAAUUUUGAACCUCCUUCGUCAGCCAGUUCAGAAAGUGAUGCUGCAGAAACAGGUGCGGAUUUUUCUGAAGUAUUUCCUGAUUUAGAAGGCGAAGAGGAACGAAGUGGCGAUUUCUAUAAUACUCCAGCAUCCCCCAUUACUGUACCACAUAUAACAAGACCUCCAUCAACUGGAUCUCAAAAGUCUCCCAGAUCACGUAGACAACGUACCACGUCAAUUAAUGCAUCAACUAAUAAGACAGUAACAGACUCACUUCUCAGGACACCUCAUAGAACUAUUUACACUGCUGGGCGUCCACCAUGGUACAACACUGCAGGCCAAAUGGUCGAACCAUUUGUUAUAGGUAUUUGUGGUGGAAGUGCGUCGGGGAAAACCACAGUAGCAGAAAAAAUAAUAGCUGCCCUAGAUAUGCCAUGGGUAACGUUACUUAGUAUGGACUCUUUUUAUAAAGUACUUAACGAAAAGCAGCAUGAACUUGCUGAUAAAAAUGAAUACAAUUUUGAUCAUCCAGACGCUUUUGAUUUUGACCUUCUUUUAAAAACCUUAGAAAGAUUGAAGGUUGGGAAAAAAGUUGAAGUUCCUAUUUACAAUUUUAUUACUCAUGCUAGAGAAAUGAGAACAAAGACAAUGUAUGGUGCAAAUGUUAUAAUAUUCGAAGGCAUAUUGACUUUUUAUAAUCCAAAAGUAUUGGAUAUAUUGGACAUGAAAAUAUUCGUAGAUACGGAUGCCGAUAUAAGACUGGCGCGUCGUCUCAGGAGGGAUAUUUCAAUGAGGGGCCGAGACUUAGAAGGGGUUAUUAAACAAUAUACAAACAUGGUACAGCCGUCCUUUAAUCAUUACAUUGCCCCUUUGAUGAUCCACGCCGAUAUAAUAGUGCCCAGGGGUGGCGAGAAUGAAGUUGCCUUGGAAUUGAUCGUUCAACAUGUCCAAACACAGUUACAAUUGAGGGGGUUCAAAUUAAGGGAAGAAUUGGCUCAUUCGUUUGUAGGACAACCCUUGCCUGACACUGUCCAUUUGUUGCCCAUGACUCCUCAGAUAAGGGGUUUGCACACAUUCAUUCGGAAUAAGGACACUUCCAGAGAUGAGUUUAUAUUUUAUAGCAAACGACUCAUUCGUUUAGUAAUAGAAUAUACAUUGUCCCUAAUGCCUUUCAAGGAAAAGUGCGUUGAAACGCCACAAGGGGUACUGUACCACGGUAAACGAAUGGCCACAGACAAAAUUUGUGGUGUGUCGAUAUUACGAGCUGGUGAAACAAUGGAACAGGCUGUAUGUGACGUUUACAAAGAUAUUAGGAUAGGAAAGAUUUUAAUCCAAACCAACUUUCAUACAGGAGAACCAGAGCUAUUUUAUUUGCGUUUACCCAAAGAUAUAAAAGACUACAGAGUGAUACUUAUGGACGCGACGGUGGCAACCGGUGCAGCCGCAAUGAUGGCGAUCAGGGUGUUACUAGAUCACGAUGUCCACGAAGAGAACAUUCUCAUUGUGUCACUGUUGAUGGCUGAAUCGGGGGUGCACAAUAUUGCCUACGCUUUCCCCAAGGUCAAGAUCGUAACUAGUGCUAUUGAUCCAGAAAUAAACGACAAAUUCUACGUUCUUCCAGGCAUUGGAAACUUCGGUGACAGAUAUUUUGGUACCGAACCGUCUACCGAACAUUGUCAGUAGACAAAGAGCGUCGCUAAAGGUAACUUAUUUUUUAUGUAUGUAAAGAUAUAUAUACGAGUACGUGUAUGCAUUUUUUUUGUAUUAAGGGAGGUCCGAAACUUGCUCUAAUUAUAUCGAGAUUGUGGAGAACAGUCAGAAAAUAUGAAUUUAAGUACUUA
Molecule: messenger RNA, 1992 nt
Organism: Agrilus planipennis (emerald ash borer)
Lineage: Eukaryota; Metazoa; Arthropoda; Insecta; Coleoptera; Buprestidae
Product: uridine-cytidine kinase-like 1
Exons: 8
Coding region: 155-1834 (559 amino acids)
Cellular component (GO): cytoplasm
Molecular function (GO): ATP binding; kinase activity
Source: RefSeq, a predicted model, not a curated record